Molecule: messenger RNA, 592 nt
Organism: Staurois parvus
Lineage: Eukaryota; Metazoa; Chordata; Amphibia; Anura; Ranidae
Source: the annotation of a GenBank genome assembly
GCAGUUAGGAGCAUUUUAGUAGCGUUCAGUAGCGUUUUUUUCUGCCGGAAAAACGCACACAGAAACUUAUUGGAUAGAACUGUGCCCCAUUGUUGGUGUCAUUGGGAGAAAUUAUACCCCAUCAUUGGUGUCAAUGGGAGGAAUUGCGCCCCAUCAUUGGUGUCAUUGGGAGGAAUUGGUCCCAAUUGUUGGUGUCAUUGGAUAGAACUGUGCCCUUUCAUUGGUGUCAGUGGAAGGAAUUAUGCCCCAUUGUUGGUGUCAGUGGAUGAAGUAGUGCUCCAAGGGGCAGAUAAAAGCAAGCAAAGGGCCUCAUCUGUUGGCGUCAUUGGGAGGAAUUGUGCCCCAUCAUUGGUGUCAUUGGGAGGAAUUGUGCCCCAUCAUUAGUGUCAUUGGGAGGAAUUGGGCCCAAUUGUUGGUGUCAUUGGAUAGAACUGUGCCCCACAGUUGGUUUCAUUGGGAGAAAUUGCGCCCCAUCAUUGGUGUCAUUGGGAAGAAUUGUGCCCCAUCAUUGGUGUCAUUGGGAAGAAUUGUGCCCCAUCAUUGGUGUCAUUGGGAGGAGCUGUGCCCUUUCAUUGGUGUCAGUGGAGGGAAU